Cajanus cajan (pigeon pea) is the source of this 2343-nucleotide messenger RNA. The record is from RefSeq and is a predicted model, not a curated record. Lineage: Eukaryota; Viridiplantae; Streptophyta; Magnoliopsida; Fabales; Fabaceae.
AUGGACAAGUCAUGGAUUAUGAAGCCACAAAACUCUAUUGAAUAUGAGCAAGGGGUUAGGCAAUUCAUUGAUUUUGCCCUUGAGCAUAACUUUGCUAAUGGAAAACUUAUAUGCCCUUGUAAACGAUGUGGUUUCAAGAAAUGGCAUUGUAGAGAUGUGGUGUAUGAUCACUUGAUUUGUACACCAUUUCCAAAAGGAUACACUUGUUGGGUCCAUCAUGGGGAGAUGAGAAUAGGAGAAACUAGUUAUAGCUCACAUAAUAGAAUGCCAAAUGAAGUCCAUGAAAAUGUUGUUGAAAAUCCUAUUGAAAGCAUGAUCAAUGAUGCUUUUGGAGUUGAUAUGCACCAUGCACACGAAGUACCCAUUGCAUCAAAUUUAGAUGUCCACUUGGAUGAUGUAAUGCCACAUACAACUCAAGAAGAGCAUGAAUCUAGAGAGUACUAUGAACUAGCUAGAGAUGGACAAGAACCUUUGUACGAAGGGUGUAUAAAAUACUCAAGGUUGUCUUUUUUGGUUAAAUUGUAUCACAUCAAAUGCUUGUGUGGGAUUAGUGACAAGGCCAUGACCAUGAUUUUAGAACUAUUAAAUGAUGCAUUUGAAAAUGUGAAGAUACCAUGUUCAUUUUAUGAGGCCAAGAAAAUAAUAACCAAGCUUGGUUUGAAUUAUGAAAAGAUACAUGCUUGUCCGAAUAAUUGUAUGCUAUAUUGGGGCAAUAGGGAAGAUGAAGAGAGGGAGGCAUGCAAAACUUGUCACACUUCUAGAUGGAAAUCAAGGGAAAAAGUUGGUAUGGUUGAGGUGACUAGUGAAGACAAUAAUCUUAAGAAAAUACCUGCAAAAGUUCUUCGGUAUUUUCCACUAAAACCUCGAUUGCAAAGGUUAUUUUUGUCUUCAAAAUCAGCAAAGGAUAUGAUAUGGCAUGCUGUUGAUAGUAACAAUGAUGGGAUGUUGAGACAUCCUAGAGAUUCUGAAGCUUGGAAGCAUUUUAAUUUGACACAUAAAGAGUUUGCAUCAGAUCCAAGAAAUGUGCGUCUUGCACUAGCUACUGAUGGUUUUAAUCCUUUUGGUCUUAUGAGUCCAAAUUAUAGUAUACGGCCUGUUAUUCUCAUUCCAUACAACAUGCCUCCGUGGUUGUGCAUGAAGCCAACAUCUUUUAUAAUGUCAAUGAUAAUACCUGGUAAAAAAAUGCCAGGAAAUGAUAUAGAUGUCUACUUACAACCUUUAAUCAAAGAGUUGAAUGAGUUGUGGACAACAAGUGUGGAUGCCUAUGAUUCCUUCAAGAAAGAGAUGUUUAAAUUGCGUGCAGCUUUGAUGUGGACAAUUAGUGAUUUUCCUGGGUUAGGAACACUUUCUGGAUGGAACACUUACACUGGUCUUGCUUGCCCAUCUUGUAACUUUGACUUUGCUCCCCUUCAUCUCAAAGAUAGUGGCAAAUUUUGCUUUUGGGGAUUUCGUCGUUAUCUUGACCAGAGACAUAGAUUUAGAUUGUGCAUAAUACGUUUUAAUGGUGAGCAAGAUAUGUGUAAUCCACCAAAAAGGUUAAGUGGUGUUGAAAUACUUCAACAAGUUGAAAAUGUUAAAGUUGUAUUUGGUAGGGAAAAAAAAAAAGAUUCAAGAAAAAGAAAACGAAGUGAACGAUUUGCUCAAAGAGUUACUGAACAAUGGCAUAAGAAGAGCAUAUUUUUUGAUCUGAUAUAUUGGAAACAAAAUUGUUUGCGUCAUUGUCUUGAUGUAAUGCAUAUAGAGAAGAAUGUAUGUGAUAAUAUUAUAAAUACUUUGUUGAAUGUUCCUAAAAAGAGUAAAGACCAUGUUGAUGCUCGAAAAGACCUUAAAGUUUUGGGAAUAAGACCUGAUCUCUGGCCUAAUGAAAAUGGAAGAUACCCUCAAGCUAUCUUUACUUUGUCUAGUAAAGAUAUGCUUCCUUCAAGACAAGUUGCUUCUAGGAGUAGAUCCAUGCCAAAUCCACAAAAUGCACCUAGUGCAUCUCAUCAAAAUGCACGUGUUCAUCAACAAAGUGAGCCUAUACCUAAUGUUGAAUCAUCUCAAGAAGAGGUACAAGCAGGGACUAAUGAGACUGAGAAUGUACCUGAUAAUCCACUGGUGGUUCAGAGAAGAACAUCUCCAUAUUGGACUGUUGAUGUUAUUGAUGGGGAAGGUCACAUAUCACAAACACGUCUAAGGAUGCAAGAUGUGUUUGCAAUGACUGAUAGUCCAACAAAGAUACUGACACAAUGGAAUAGACAUAAUCAACCAGUGGGUGAUUCUUCUAGUUUGUUAGUAGGAUUUUUAGGCCAAGUGGCAUCCAACUUUGGCAACUUUCCUGUACUGUAUGAGAAUUGGGCAUAG